This is a messenger RNA of Notothenia coriiceps (black rockcod), 4746 nucleotides long. RefSeq names its product ral GTPase-activating protein subunit alpha-1-like. The record is from RefSeq and is a predicted model, not a curated record. Gene Ontology annotation, cellular component: cytoplasm; nucleus. Gene Ontology annotation, molecular function: GTPase activator activity. NCBI's taxonomy places the organism in Eukaryota, Metazoa, Chordata, Actinopteri, Perciformes, Nototheniidae. Gene Ontology annotation, biological process: positive regulation of GTPase activity.
AUGUUUGUUAUUUUUCAUCUUCAUUUCCCCUCUGAUUUCCCAGAGAACGCAGAGCCGUCCGAGCUGAAACAGUUCUUCGACCUGAACUACUCGCAUAUCUACUAUGUGUUCUUCGAGAACUUUGUCACCAUUGAGGUCAGCCUCAAACAAAAAGGUCACAAGUCUCAGAGGGAGGAACUGGACUCAAUUCUCUUUAUAUUCGAGAAAAUCCUCCAGCUCCUGCCAGAGCGUAUCCAGAGCCGAUGGCAGUUCCACAGCAUCGGGCUGAUCCUCAAGAAGCUGUUGCACACUGGGAAUUCUUUGAAGAUCCGUCGUGAGGGCGUGCGCCUGUUCCUGCUGUGGAUGCAGGCGCUGCAGAGUCAUGCCGAGCGGGAGCAGCUCUGCAUGUUCGCCUGUUUGAUUCCUGGCUUCCCGGCUCCACUCUGUCACGGGACCCCACGCACCCUGGACACUCUGAUCAACCCCCCGCUGAGUCUAACAGAGACUCAGGUCACCCCAGAAGAGAUCACCCCAUUGGUUCCCCCCCAGUCAGGUGACAAAAACCAGGAAGACCUCACCGCUUACUUUUUAGAAGCGCUACUUAAAUACAUGGUAAACCAGGCCAAGUCUCUCGAGUGGCGCUGCAAAGACAACCAUGAACGCGCCUUCAGCUUCCUCUUCGGUCACUUCAGGAAGUUUUACCUUCCUCACAUCUUUCCCAACUUCGCCAUGGAAACCAGCCUUUACAACCCCAUACUGGACGUGCCCCCGAUGCGUCCUAAGCCUUACUACAGCGUGGUGCACAGGGAGCAGGACGGGGGGGAAACGGUGUACUGCACCAAGGAGAGCUUCCUCCAGGCCCGGGUCAUCUUCAUCCGCUGGCUGGUUUCCUUCUGGCUGGAGCCGCGGCCCAACGCGCAGACACACAUCCCGGGAACAGAGGGGGAGAAUGUCCCCAAGAACAUACAGCGUGCAGCAGCAGGACUGGCGGCUCGCUCGGCAGGCAGCUCUGAGGACUGCGGCGGAGGCGGCUCCGAUUGGACGCCCACCUGGAAAGUAGCGGGUGCUCGUCUGGGCCGGGCGGGGGCAGUGGGGCUGUCCGGGGGUCUGGGGUCCGGGUGCGAGGUGGAACAAAGCCACUCCAACACCUCCACACUGACGGAGAGGGAGCCCAGCUCCUCCUCGCUCUGCUCCAUGGAUGAAGAGCAGCUCACGGACAUGGAGGUGGUGAGGAGGGUCCUGACCUCCUCUAGAACCAACGUCAACUUCAUCACCGAGAUCUUUAGACAGGCCUUCCUCCUCCCCAUGUGUGAAGCUGCGGCGAUGCGUAAGGUGGUGCGUGUUUACCAGGAGUGGAUCGCCAUGGAGGGCAGGCCAGUGUUCAUGAAGGAGCCGGAGGAGGGCCCCUACCCCCCCACUGGCAGCCUGGACUCAGGCUCCCAGCUCGGAGACAAGGAGGACGAGGGAAUGAACAGAGCAGUGGAUGAGGAACUGCUGGAGUACAGCGUCAAUGCUGGAGUUCAGACCACACUACAGGUAUUCAUCACCCACUCCUCCAACGUGUUCCUUCUGGAGCCAGCCAACGACAUCAAGAUCCUUCUGGAGGAGCACGUGGACAUGUGCAAGCGUGUCCUGAACAUCUACCGCAGCCUCGUCAUGCACGAGACCAUGGACCAGAAAACAUGGGAGCAGGCGUUACUGGUUAUGCUGAGGGUGACGGAGUCUGUGAUGAAAAGGCCUCCAUCCAUCAUGCCCCAGGUCAAGAAGAACAACACGCUAUCAGGCCGGCUGGCCGGACCCAUCUUUCAGACGCUGAUCGUGGCGUGGAUCAAGGGGAAUCUGAACGUGUACAUCAGCAGAGAGCUGUGGGACGACCUGCUCUCCGUCCUCUCCUCUCUCACCUGCUGGGACGAGCUGGUCACUGAGUGGUCUCUCACCAUGGAAACGCUCACCAAGGUGUUGGCCAGGAACCUUUACACUGUGGACCUGAAUGAGCUGCCUCUGGACAAACUGAGUGAACAGAAACAGAAGAAACAUAAAGGGAAAGGCAUUGGCUCAGAGGGUCAGCGGCAGAUUCCGGACCGUUCCUUUUCCAAAGGCUGGAGCAGAGACCAGCCGGUGCAGGCGGCGGCCAUGAGGCAGCGCAGUGCCACCACCGCCGGGUCACCUGGCAUCGAGAAGGCCCGGAGCAUCGUCCGCCAGAAGACUGUGGCGCUGCGUAGCUGCUCUACGGGGGACUCUCUGCUGUCCUCAGCCUUUAUCCGCAGUGCUAAGAGUGCUCCCACUCUGGCUCCGCCUCUUUCUGUCCUCCUCCACAGCCACCACCCUUUACUACCCCCCCUUGCUGACCAGCUGGCAGACCUCGAGGACCCGCCGAUCACGCUGACAACCCGCUCCUCUCGGAUGCGCCACUCUUCCCAGAGCGACGAGGCUCCUCCCACUUCCUGCUCGGAGGUCUUCCAGGGAGUGGCUUGUGACCUGGAAGCCGCCGCCCCUUCCUCCCUCCCGAGGAGCAGCAGUGCCUCUGACGUCAUGGAGCCCUUCAUCGCUGAGCGGGUCAAAGCUAACAAAGAGGAGGUGGUCCAUAAGGCUCGUCCCGUCUCCAGUGACGUGGGAAGCACCAACCCAAACUUCUCCGACCUCAUGGAUGAGUUUAUCCAGGAGAGACUAAGGGCCAAAGGAACAGCCGGUCGCCGUGGCAGCAGCCCAGGAAGCCUGGAGGUUCCCCGGGACCUGCCGGAGCUCCUGGAGGCAGGUCACAGUCCUGGAUUUCGGGCCUCAGACGAUCACCGGCCUAUCGAUGACCCGGGCGUUCCCUCAGAGUGGACGUCCCCUGCGAGUGCCAGUGGCUCUGAUGUCGUCAGCUCAGACAGCCAAUCAGACUCCUUCAAUGCCUUUCAGUACUCCACCUGCAAGUUUGACAACUUCACUUACAGUUCAGAAGCUGGUGGAGGAGGAGGUGGAUCCGGGGGAGGAGGACGAGGAAGCUCAUUGGACCAGGACAGCCUGGGAGGAGGCGGGGUCGGGGACGAACACGAAGUAGCAAGUUUGACGACACUUCACAUCGACUCGGAGACCAGCAGCCUCAGCCACACCGUCACUGUCACUGGUUCUGAAAGUGCGUCUCCCAUGCAUUCCCUCGGGGGCUCUCGCUCCCAGACACCCUCCCCGGCCACGCUGACAGCAGACCACGCUGACCACACACACUCCCACUCACACUCACACCUACAGCUGGACCAGAAGCUCCACAACUCAAUGCUGCAGACUCCAGAUGACCUGGAAACCAGUGAGUUCCCAAGCGAGGACUGCAGCGUCAUGGCGGGUGGCUCUCUGACCGGAUGGCACGCAGAUGUUGCCACGGUAAUGUGGCGACGGAUGCUGGGUAUCCUGGGCGACGUCAACACAAUCAAAGACCCAGAGAUCCACGCUCAGGUCUUCGACUAUCUUUGUGAACUGUGGCAAAACCUGGCCAAGAUAAGAGAUAAUUUGGGCAUUUCUCUGGACAACCAGUCGUCUCCCCGGCCCCCUGAUCUGAUCCCGCCUUUGAGAAUCCUCACGCCCUGGCUUUUUAAGGGCCGGGUACAAAUCGAAAACGGGGCCCUCUCCAUAGCUGCUUUAAACCUGUCCGAUUCAGCGAUGUAUCAGUGUGUGGCUGAAAACAAACAUGGCAUUAUUUAUUCCAGUGCCCAACUAAUGGUGUUAGCUUCACCUCCCAGUUUCUCCAAAAGUCCAUUAAGGGCCCUGCUAAAAGCCCGCUCAGGAAGCGGAGUCACUCUGGAAUGCAAGCCCGAGGCCUCACCCCCAGCAAUUAGCCUGUGGAAGAAAGGGAAUGAGAUCCUGCAGAGAAGCGAAAGGAUUACUUUGCUUCCCAACGGGACUUUAAAGAUCGCCAAUGUUACCCGACGGGAUGCAGCCAUCUACACGUGCAUCGCUAAGAAUCAGUUUGGGACCGCAAGCACAAGUGGCAGGCUGCUUAUCACCGAGCCCACUAGGAUCACCAUGAGGCCUACUAACAUGGAGAUUAUUGUUGGCGAGAGCAUCGUGUUACCCUGCCAAAUUGCCUGCGAUCCAGCUCUGGAUGUUUCUUUCUCGUGGGCAUUCAACGGCCAGCUCAUCGACUUCCAGCGAGACAGCGAUCAUUUUGAAAGAGUGGGCGGGAGUAUAUCAGGGGAUCUAAUGGUUCGUAACAUCCAGCUGAACCACGGAGGAAAAUAUGUCUGCGUUAUUGACACUGAUGUGGAGAGCCUGACCACCUCUGCCAUCUUAGUUGUGAAAGAGAACAUGCCCGAAGGCUUGGAAUCUAAUCCCGAUCUGUGUCGGAGAGACCAAGUGGGCCCAUCAAAACCAUCCGCUGUGCAGAAAGCGUUGCCGGGCCUGAGGUCCAUCGAUGGCCAGCAGACAGACUCCUCUCUAGCGCCCCCUGCUGUUCCUCAGCUCGGCUCGGCCUCAGGCAGCUUCCUGAUGUUCUGCCAGGCUCAGCUUCAGCAGACUCAGUAUUCACAGCAGCAGCUCAGCAGGGAGCUCAGUCCUUGUAUGUCGCUGGCCUCUGCACACUUUGACGUUCCUCUGCGAGACGGACCACCAACACUUAAAACGGUGGUCAGCUCUCUGCUUAUCUUCGUGACCCCUCCAAAUUACUCGGCACAAAAGAUGAAACGUGGCGGCGGCUACCAGCCCGGGUCACAGCGAGGACUCCUAUGGCUCGGGGGGUCCCUCUGCUUCACCCCUCACUGUUUGCCCUCUACCCCCCUGGCCUCUGGACAAUGA